Molecule: messenger RNA, 3094 nt
Organism: Radiomyces spectabilis
Lineage: Eukaryota; Fungi; Mucoromycota; Mucoromycetes; Mucorales; Radiomycetaceae
Product: armadillo-type protein
Exons: 17
Coding region: 53-2839 (928 amino acids)
Biological process (GO): regulation of protein catabolic process; proteasome-mediated ubiquitin-dependent protein catabolic process
Cellular component (GO): nucleus; proteasome complex; proteasome regulatory particle, base subcomplex
Molecular function (GO): enzyme regulator activity
Source: RefSeq, a predicted model, not a curated record
CUCGUACGCGAGCACCUGGACAGCAUAGAUUGUUUCCUUUCCGACCUACAGCAUGACCGUGCUCACAUCUGCAAGCAGUAUUAUAGUGUUGCUCGAUGAGCAGCAACCCGAAUUGAGGGUUUAUGCCCUUCAACAAUUGAACUCUCUCGUCGAUGAAUUUUGGGCAGAAAUAGCCGAUUCAAUAGCCAAAAUUGAAGUUUUGUACGAAGACACUUCUUUUCCACAACGAGAAUUAGCCGCACUUGUCGCUUCCAAGGUGUACUAUCACUUGGGUGAAUUGAACGAUUCACUGACAUUUGCCCUGGGUGCCGGUCAAUACUUUGAUCUCUCUGAGAAAUCGGAAUACGUGGAAACUACCAUCUCCAAAUGCAUUGACAAAUAUAUCGCCCUUCGAGAAGAAGAAACCGAAGAAAUUGACCCUAGAUUACAAGCGGUGGUGGAACGCAUGUUCCAGCGUUGCGCCGACGACGAAGAAUACGAACAAGCCAUUGGUAUUGCAUUGGAAGCUCGUCGCUUGGACGUCGUCAAGGCCAUGGUCGAAAAAGGUCCCUUGAGCAAACUUUUAUCCUACGUCUUGGAAGUUAGCAUGACCCUCGUACAGAAUCUUCAAUUCCGCAACGAGAUGCUGCGGUUGUUGGUCAGCUUGUAUCAGAACCUCGACGAACCCGAUUACAUCUCCAUCAGUCAAUGUUUGGUUCAUUUGAAUGAUCCGGUUGGAUGCACCCAGAUGCUGCAACAUCUUGUUGGAAAGAACCAAGAGCUUAUGGCAUAUCAAAUUGCUUUUGACUUGGAAGAAUAUGCUACCCAGGACUUUUUAGCCAAGGUGGCAAAAGAAUUGCCUGAUAACAAUGAUACGAACACGGACGAUGAGAGCCCCAAAACGAAAACCCCUUUUCAAAAAAUUCGCUCCAUCUUAUCUGGUGAAGAAUCCAUUCGUCUGCACUUGGAAUUCUUAUACCGCAACAACCAUACCGAUUUGUUGAUUUUGAAGAAUACAAAGAACGCACUUGAAUCCAGAAACUCCAUAUAUCACUCGGCCGUGACCUUUGCCAAUGCGUUCAUGCACGCAGGCACCACCAGUGACGAAUUCUUGCGCCAAAACCUUGAUUGGUUGGCCAGAGCCACCAACUGGGCCAAAUUCAGUGCUACCGCUGCCCUUGGUGUUAUUCAUAAAGGACAACUAGCUCAAUCAAUGAAUUUGUUGGCUCCUUAUUUGCCUCCCGAAGGUGGCUUUUCCAACAGUGCUUACUCGGAGGGCGGUUCAUUGUACGCUCUUGGUCUGAUUAACGCAAAUCACGGUGCCGAAGUACUGGAGUAUUUGCAAUCGGCAUUAAAGGAGGCCCAAAGCGAAGUGAUUCAACACGGUGCCUGUCUUGGUCUUGGUGUUGCCGGCAUGGCAACUGAUAACGGAGAGAUCUACAAUGAUUUGAAGACCACCUUGUUCGGUGACAGCGCAGUGGCCGGUGAAGCCGCUGGCUUAGCCAUGGGUUUAGUCAUGUUGGGUACUGCAUCGCAAGAGGCGAUUGAGGAAAUGCUGCAAUAUGCCCACGAAACUCAGCACGAAAAGAUCAUUCGUGGUUUGGCCGUCGGUAUGUCACUCAUUAUGUAUGGCAAGGAAGAGCAAGCCGAUGGUUUGAUCGAUCAGUUGUUGGAUGACAAGGAUUUGAUCUUGCGUUAUGGUGGUAUUUACACCAUUGCCAUGGCUUACAGUGGUACAGGCAACAACAAGGCCAUCCGACGAUUGCUCCAUGUCGCUGUCAGUGAUGUGAGCGAUGAUGUGCGUCGAGCGGCCGUGACGGCCUUGGGUUUCAUUCUCCUGCGCAACCCCAAGCAAGUCCCUCGCAUUGUUCAAUUGCUUUCCGAGAGUUACAACCCUCACGUCCGCUAUGGUGCGACGCUCGCCCUGGGUAUUUCAUGCGCCGGAACCGGUGAUCUGGACGCAUUGGAAUUGUUGGAACCCAUGACCAAGGAUCCCGUUGACUUUGUGCGCCAGGGUGCUUUCAUCUCUCAAGCAAUGAUUCUCAUUCAGCAGACAGAGAACACCAACAGCAAGAUUGCGGGUGUCCGAAAGAUGUACGAGAAGAUCAUUAGCGACAAGCACGAAGACUCGAUGGCCAAAUUUGGUGCCGUGUUAGCACAGGGUAUCAUUGAUGCUGGUGGCCGCAAUAUGACCAUCUCUCUUGUGUCUCGAACUGGUCAUGCCAACAUGCCUGCCAUUGUGGGUAUGGCGGUGUUUACCCAGUUCUGGUACUGGCAUCCCCUUACACACAUGCUCAGUUUGUCCUUCACACCUACCGCCAUCAUUGGUAUCAACGGCAACUUGGAGGUGCCUAAAUUCGAUUUUAUCUCGAAUGCCAAGCCCUCUCUAUUCGCGUAUCCUCCUGCUUUGAAACCUCCAUCUGCUGCUGUGGUAGAAAAGGUGGCUACGGCUGUAUUAUCGACCACCGCAAAAGCUAAAGCGCGAGCGAAAAAGUCAGAAAAGGAAAAAGAUGAUCAUAUGGAUGUUGACAAGGAAGAGUCACCAAAGGAGGAGAAGAAGGAUGAAGUCAAGGAUGAACGAAAAGGAAAGAAGCGAAAAGAAGAAAACUUUGAAGUCUUAGAAAAUAUGGCUCGCGUUGUUCCCGCUCAAUUGAAGCACAUCACAUUCAAAGAAGAUUCCAGAUACGUGCCUAUCAAGAAGGGAAGCGUAGGCGGUAUCAUGCUGAUGCACGAUAGACGACCUGACGAAGAGGAAGAACUGAUCCGUCCCAGUGCACCAACAUUAGAUUCGUCCGGUGCUGGAGGUGCGGAAGAGGAAGCUCCACCAUUUGAACCAUUCGAGUAUCCCUUUGAAGACUAAUCUGUAAAAAAAAAAUGCCAUUUCUGAAGCAAGCAUAAUCAUUAUUUGGCCACUGAAUUGUUCUUGUUCGAUCUCUUUUCGUUUUUAUUUCAAUAUUGUCUCUUUUUUUUUCUUUUCUUCGUUUUUUUUACUGUGCGAAUUCGAAAAAAAAGGAAUGCAUGGAUUUCCUUCCUGUAACAGUUGUGGACUUUUGUAUUUCUGCGCGAAUGAAGGUUCCUUCAAUUGCAAAUUGCGGUUACACUCUGCUUCUGCAAG